This is a messenger RNA of Archocentrus centrarchus (flier cichlid), 913 nucleotides long. RefSeq names its product serine and arginine rich splicing factor 7b (gene srsf7b). NCBI's taxonomy places the organism in Eukaryota, Metazoa, Chordata, Actinopteri, Cichliformes, Cichlidae. Gene Ontology annotation, molecular function: zinc ion binding; RNA binding. The transcript is spliced from 8 exons. Bases 92 to 745 code for a protein of 217 amino acids. The record is from RefSeq and is a predicted model, not a curated record.
GAGAAAGGAAGCAAGCUUUUGCUGACGUAACUUCCACCACAGAUACAGUGACGCUGCUAUCCCAGACCGAACCUGCGGAGCCGCCGCAAGGAUGUCCAGACACAGUCGGUACGGCGCAGAGACAAAGGUGUACGUGGGGAACCUGGGGACGGGGGCAGGCAAAGGUGAGCUGGAGCGGGCCUUCGGGUACUACGGACCCCUCCGAACCGUCUGGAUCGCUAGGAACCCGCCGGGUUUUGCCUUCGUGGAGUUUGAAGACCCGCGAGAUGCCGACGACGCCGUCCGAGGGUUAGACGGGAAGGUGAUCUCUGGAAGUCGUGUGCGGGUGGAACUCUCCACUGGGAUGCCUCGGCGCUCCCGCUAUGACCGCCCUGUGACGCGGCGACCUUUUGACCCCAACGAUAAAUGCUACGAGUGUGGAGAGAAAGGUCACUACGCCUAUGACUGUCACCGCUACAGCCGCCGCAGUCGGAGGAGCAGGUCCAGGUCCCGGUCCAGGUCCCGUAGGAGGCGGUACUCCCGCAGCAGGAGUCGCAGCAGGAGCCGAGAGAGGAGGUCCAGGUCUUUCUCUCCUCGCCGCUCCCGCUCAGCCUCACCCAGAAGAUCCAGAUCAGCCUCAGCGCGGAGGUCCAGGUCCAGGUCCGGGUCUCGAGGCCGGAGCAGGUCUGGUUCGAUGGGCCGCUCUCGCUCUGGAUCUCCGGCUCGAAGUCACUCGUCUGCGGGGAGUCGUGCCGCUGAUGAGUAAACUUCUUGUUUCCUGUCUGUUGAUGUUUUUUGAGUUUUUGUAUGACCUUUAUUCAGCUUUGUCGAUAUUAUUGAUCACCGAUUGUUGUCCUUCAGGCUGUUGGGUUUCAAUUCGGUUACUUCCUGUUUGUCUAGUCCUUGAAAGAUCAAUAAAGAUUUAUAUAAGGGC